AUGGUAUUGUCUCUGAUAAAAAGACUGCAGAAAAUUCCACGAUAUGUGCCAGCCAGUAUAUUGUGUUCCCUGAAUGGCAUGCUGUUUGGCAUGGACACAGGAAUCAUCGGACCUGUCACAGACAUGGAAGACUUCGUUGCUCAGUUCGGUGGCAGUCGGUCAGCUACGAUCCACGGUCUCAUCGUAUCGUCUAUUCUGAUUCCAGCUGCGAUUUCCUCCUUCUUUGCUGGCUUCGUGGCAGACCGAUUCGGAAGAUCCAAGGGCAUCAGCAUCGGGGUGUUCAUAUUUGGCGUUGGCGCUGCGCUAGAAGCUGCCGCUGUUCAUCUUGCCAUGUUCAUUGUUGGUAGGGUUGUCGAGGGUGUGGGCGAGGGUCUCUUUUUAGGGACUUUGGUUGUAUACAUUUGCGAGAUAUCGCCAACAAGAGUUAGAGGGGCUUUCACAACAGGACCUCAGCUUCUUAUCACGCUUGGUAUCGUUACUGGGUUCUUUACUUGCUACGGUACCUCAAGAAUCCAAUCUUCCAUGUCAUGGCGGACACCGUUUAUUGUACUCGCAUCAUUUUCGAUGACCCUCUCAAUGGUCUCACUCUUCUUUCUGCCUCCCUCACCUCGCUGGUUGACUCUACACGGUCGUGAAGGAGAGGCGACACAAGCCUGGGACUAUUUGGGUGUCAGCCAUGCCGAGCGAGAGAAGGUGGAGAUCGAACUCGAAUCUGCCGAGUCACAACAAGUACAGGAUCAAGGCACAAAUGAUGCCACCGCGACGGAAGUUCAGACUGCAACAAAGCCAAGACAUACCCUCUUGGAUCUUUUCUCUCGCGAUGUUCGUUCACGCACUGGCCUUGCAGUCUUCAUGAUGGGAAUGCAACAAUUGAGUGGGAUUGACGGUGUUCUAUACUAUGCUCCAUUGCUAUUCCAACAAGCAGGGCUGGCAUCAUCGCAAGCCAGCUUUCUCGCCUCCGGGGUUUCAGCCCUAGUCAUUUUCGGCGCCACUAUCCCCGCGUUGAUUUGGGCGGACCAGUGGGGCCGUCGACAAAGCACAAUCUACGGUGGGAUUGCACUCAGCAUCACGAUGUUCUUGAUCGGUGCCCUUUACGCAUCGGGGUCUGUGCAUGGCUCUUUUGGAGCCGGGCGCUGGGUCGUCAUUGUCACUAUCUACAUCUUCGCUGUGAUAUACUCUUCGACAUGGGGUGUUGGAAUCAAAAUUUAUGCCGCGGAGAUUCAACCGCAGCGCACUCGAGCCUCUGCGACAAGCUUGGCACACGGUAGCAAUUGGGCUGCGAACUUUUUGGUCGCACUAACAACCCCAAUUCUCUUAUCAAAGAGCAGCUACGGGGCAUACUUUUUGUUCGGUGGUUGUUCUAUUCUGACUGCCGUUGUUUGUGCUCUGUUCAUGCCGGAGACAAAAGGCCGAUCUUUGAAUGAGAUCGAGGAAGCAUUCAAAAAGAGAUCGCCGCGCAGUAGCAAUCUUUCAAGCAGGGUUCUGCGUCCUGUCUUCAAAUGGAAGUCUUGA
This is a messenger RNA of Penicillium salamii, 1512 nucleotides long. The record is from the annotation of a GenBank genome assembly. NCBI's taxonomy places the organism in Eukaryota, Fungi, Ascomycota, Eurotiomycetes, Eurotiales, Aspergillaceae.